Molecule: messenger RNA, 432 nt
Organism: Argiope bruennichi
Lineage: Eukaryota; Metazoa; Arthropoda; Arachnida; Araneae; Araneidae
Exons: 1
Coding region: 1-432 (143 amino acids)
Source: RefSeq, a predicted model, not a curated record
AUGUCAGGUUAUCAAGAUUUAAGUGAUUUUCAACGGGGACUAAUCAUCGGCGCACGAGAGAUGGGGCGCAGCAUUUCCGAAGCAACGAUGAAAUUUGUAUUUUCGCACACGACCAUUUCAAAUGUGUACCGCGAAUAUCAGGUUUCCGGUAAAACCUCAAAUCUCCGACAGCGUUGCAGCCGAAAAACGACCUUGACAGAAAGGGAUCAUCGAUGGCUUAAAAAAAUUGUUACACGGGAUAGACGUUCAACACUUCCUCAAAUUGCCGCGGAUUUGAAUGCAUGUCCAUCAACAAGUGUCAGAAUUCACACUGUGCAACGUACCCUAAUUGAUAUGGGCUGCAUACCAUCUCGUAUACCAUUGUUUACUCAAAGGCACAAAGCUUUGCACUUCCUUUUCUUGGGCUUGCCAACCCAGUCAUUGGACUUUUAA